Messenger RNA from Myxocyprinus asiaticus (Chinese sucker), 3101 nucleotides. RefSeq names its product differentially expressed in FDCP 6 homolog. NCBI's taxonomy places the organism in Eukaryota, Metazoa, Chordata, Actinopteri, Cypriniformes, Catostomidae. The transcript is spliced from 11 exons. Gene Ontology annotation, cellular component: nucleus; cytoplasm. The record is from RefSeq and is a predicted model, not a curated record. The coding region runs from base 459 to 2321 and encodes 620 amino acids.
GAAGUUUUAACAUAUUUUAAUACAAAAAUAAAAAACGUAUUGCAAACGAGUGCUGUCUGCGACUGCUUGUGUCUUUCAGCAUUUCAGUGCGUUAAGAUGAGCGGAAGGAGAAAUAGAUCCAAUUAUACGCAACUAUUUGCUUAUUUAGUCCAUUUUUUAUUUAUUUUUUAUUUUUUUAUUUGCAGCUUGUGAAACGCAAUAGUUUUAUGGUAACUAAAUAACAAAAUCACUAGUUUCGUAAAAACCUUUAGUAUUAAUAUUUUUAUGUAAGUAUUCAUCUCGAUACAACAUCAGUAUCGGAAAUAUCGAUACAUUACGAUUUAUCCGCCAGACUGCAGUUCUCGCUGCUACAGGCAGGUGGCGCCAAAGUACAGAAACCAGCAGCAGGAUGUGGACAGAUUUAAACAAGGAUGAAAAAGACACAAACAGAGAGGUGAAAUAUAAUCAGGUGUGUGAAUAUGGCGCUAAGAGCAGCUCUGCUCAAGAGUAUCUGGUAUGCCUUCACAUCACUGGACACUGAAGACAGCGGGAAAGUGUCCAAAUCACAGCUCAAGGUUCUUUCUCAUAAUCUUCACAGUGUUUUGAGGAUUCCUCAUGACCCCGAGGCUCUCGAGAGACACUUCAGUGAUGAUGAUGAUGGUCCAGUGUCCAGUCAGGGGUAUAUGCCAUACCUCAACCAGUUCAUACUGGACAAGGUGGUGGAGGGGACAUUUGUUAAAGAGGAAGUGGAUGAGCUGUGCUGGACUUUGUGCUCCAAGAAAAACUACCGUUCCGACACACUCAGAGUUCUGACCAAUCGGGACGCCCUACGGCUCUGGUGUCUCUUCAACUUCUUGGCAGAGGACAAAUAUCCUCUCGUGCUCGUGCCGGAUGAGGCGGAGUAUUUAUUGAGGAAGAUCAGCGCUGUGACGACGGUGGAGUUGAACUGCAUUGAGAUGGAGGAGUUUCUGUUGCGGGACUGCGUUCAGAAGGACGGACUGAACGUCUGGAGUUUUCUGGAGCUGGUGAACUCGGCCGCAGUGAGUCGAGGAGCGGACAGAGAGAGCAUCAGUAUGGCUGUAGAACAGGUCUAUCGAGAGAUGGUCGGAAAUGUCCUGAAAGAGGGAUAUCUGUGGAAGAAAGGUCAUUUACGCAGGAACUGGACUGAGCGCUGGUUCUGUCUGAAGCCCGGUUCUCUCUCGUACUACGUGAAUGAGGAUGGGAAAGAGUGUAAAGGUGUCAUUGAAAUGGACCAGAACUGCUGUGUGGAGGUGCUGUCGGACAGAGACGGGAAGAGAUGCAUGUUCUGUGUGAAGACGCUCAACAAAACAUUUGAGAUCAGCGCACUGGACUCCAGACAGAGACAAGAGUGGAUUACAGCACUCCACACAGCUCUGCGUCUGUCUAUGGAGGGGAGGAGCUCUUUGCACGAGGAGCUGAAGGAGCGUCGCCGUGAGCUGCGUGAGGAGAGAGAUAGGAGGCGUGUGCUGUGGGCGGAGGAGACGCGCAGACUGCAGGAGCUUCAGGGAGAGCGCGAGGAGCAGCUGGCAGAGCUGGAACUCCUGAAGGAGGCACAGAAACAAGCUCGGGCCUCUCUAAAGCAGGAGGAGCAGAGGAGGCGCAGUCAGUAUGAGGAGCUGCAGAAAACCCUGCAAAGACAGCUGGAGGAGGCGCAGGAGGCGCGGGCGGAUCUUUGUGCAGAGGUGGCGGUUCGUGAUCUAGAGGCUGAACAUCAGCGUAGGAGAAUUAAAGAGCUGGAAGAUCUUCAUCACAGACUGCAGGAAGCUCUAGAGCAACAGAUCAGAGCUCGACAAGAGGAGGAGACGUACAGAUACACACAGACCAGGCUGCUGGCUGAGGAGGAGGAGAAGGUGAAGUCACUGCUGGCACUGCAGGAGGAGCAGGAGGAGCAGCUCCUUCAAACGCAGCGGGAGAAACAGGAGCUCAAGCUGGAGAUAGAGAGGAAGUCUCAUGUUCUCGACGAGGCCCAGCGCCAACUCGAUAAAGUUCGGGCCAGUCGACGCAGAGUAGACCAGGACAUUGUGGCUGUUCAGCGUAAACUCCGACAGGCCAGCACAAGUGUGAAACACUGGAACAUUCAAAUGAAUCGACUCCUUCACCCCAUCGGCCCUGGAGAUAGGAGACUUUCCUCCAGUGAUCCUCUCGUCCCUGUGGUCUGUGUUCCCUCCGUCAGUGAGACUGAACCAAGAACUCCACAGCGACCUGAGAGAGAGACAGACAAACAGAACAGACUCGACUGUGACGAAAACAGCAACAGAGAGAACAUGGACUGCAGCAACAACAAUGAGAAGACAGAACCACCUGUUGCUGAUGCUGAGUAAACCUGACACAGACCAAAAUGAACCUGACAUAGAAAUUAAUAGACCUGCAAGGGAUGUGAAUCGUAAGGAAUUAAACGAUUCUGAUUCCUCUGAAUGGUUCCUGUUCCUUAGCGAUUCUAUUAACAAUUCUGUUAGUACUUCUGAAAAUAUGAAAUACAAUUCAUAUUGUUUUUAAUGCAAAAUGAUGAGAGCAUUUAAUCAGAAUAGAUAAAUUUUAAUAGUUCUUUUUAUUAUUUAUUUAUCCCCUUUUAUCCCAAUUUGGAAUGCCCAAUUCCCACUACUUAGUAGGUCCUCGUGGCGGUGCGGUUACUCACCUCAAUCCGGGUGGUGGAGGACAAGUCUCAGUUGCCUCCGCUUCUGAGACCGUCAAUCUGUGCAUCUUAUCACGUGACUCAUUGUGCAUGACACCGCGGAGACUCACAGCAUGUGGAGACUCAUGCUACUCUCCACGAUCCACACACAACUUACCACACGCCCCAUUGAGAGCGAGAACCACUAAUCACGACCACGAGGAGGUUACCCCAUGUGACUCUACCCUCCCUAGCAACUGGGCCAAUUUGGUUGCUUAGGAGACCUGACUGGAGUCACUCAACACACCCUGGAUUCAAACUCACGACUCCAGGGGUGAUAGUCAGCGGCAAUACUCGCUGAGAUACCCAGACCCUUUUAAUACAGUUCUUGCAAAAGGUGUGUAUACACAGACAUUUAACAGACUUUUUAGAGGUGAUCCAAUAACUGGUGCUAACUGUUUACUAAAUAAAAAUGUUAAUCAAACAAAAA